AUGAAAGAAAGACAGUAUUUCUUGAAUGAUCUUCCUCAAGAGAUGAUGGUUGAAAUUUGUGAGUUUUUGUCGUUGCGAGUCUUGCUAAGCGAUACGUGGAUGAUAUUGCUGAGACAUGCUUUUAUGAAUCUUGAAAAUAAUGAUAACCAUUCCUCUUCAUCGGAUUUCAUAGAAUUACAUUUAAGAAAUAUUGUGAUCAAACAUUUUGCAGCUUGUUCUUUGGAGAAGCCUGUCUCACUGAUUACUAUUUUGUUGACAAUAUUUCGCUCUACAUCUCAAGAUCUUGGUCAUUUGGGACUUCAGAUUCCAACACCCACCUCAAGUCUUAUUUACAGAAAAAUGGGUGAGGAUGUGUGUCAAUUUUUGCAAUUUCCAACAGAUACAUUUAUUGGAAUCGAAUCUUUAUAUGAAUCUGAAACACAAGUCUUACCUGCUAUUGCUAAAUUACCUUGUUUAAGGUUACAGAAAAUAUUUAAAUUUAUUACACAGAACAAUUAUAUUUAUUUACUUAACUCAGCGCAACCAUACAAGCUGCAAACAUCUGUAAAGAAUCAACUAUCAAAAGUGUAUUUACCUUUCGAAGUGGACUGGUGUUUCUACAAUGAUUCCACAUUAUCUGAAACAAGUUUAUUUAGAAUUUUGAAUUUAAACACAAAUCGCUAUGCAACUCCAAAACGAAUACGAGGACAACUUUCAAUGAAUAAUCACAAUUUAACGAUUAAACACCUUCACAAAAAGGAUGUUGAAAGCACAACACAGAGUGUCAAUCUCCCAUCCAUAGCCUUUUACCAAUUUAUGGGUCUCAUUCAAACAUCAGUAGGAUGUUCUUCUUUAUCAAUGAACGAAUCACUGUUGCAACACUACUGGUUUCCAUGCCAUCACCCAAACUCCACAAUUAUUUGUGAUUUAGAAAGAAAGUCUUACCUGAUGUCCAAUGUUAUGGAGCUCACAGAAGAUACACCCUCCCAUAAGUGGUUUUCUUUCAGUUCUACAACCUUACUCAAACCAUUUGCAAAAUUAUUUUCAGUUGUGAACAGUUAUUUCGGAUUCGUUCAUGUGCUAGAUCAUAUGAGUUCCAUUGAUAACAUUAUUUGUUCCUGCACUCCGUUCACAAACAAAAUUACUGCAAGAAUUUUUCCAUCGACCUUCAUUUUCCCUUCUAUUAAUUUAAUUUUAAUUUCUGCUCUAUGUUACUUGUUGUAUUCCUGGAAUUUAUUGUUGAACUGGUCCUUUAGCAGAGAUUUCUAUCAACGAAAUAAUUUUUCCAUCCUUUCCAUAAUUCUCUUUUCUGUAUUGGAUUUAUUUUCUACUUAUGGAUAUCCUUUCAAGAGUAUUAUAGCUUGGUAUUGGGGUUAUUUUGGUGAGCAACACAUCACCUUUGUUGAAACCUAUUGUAAUUUUUAUAUCAUUUCACACCUCGUCAAGACCUUUGUAAAUUUACUUUUUCGACAUUACCGUCAAAAAGAUUACGUCUUUACCCUAUCAAAGGCACCUAAUUCUAGAGGAGCUUUUUCACCUCGAAAUUCAAACAAUCUUCAACACUGA
Naegleria lovaniensis is the source of this 1545-nucleotide messenger RNA. RefSeq lists its product as uncharacterized. The record is from RefSeq and is a predicted model, not a curated record. Lineage: Eukaryota; Heterolobosea; Eutetramitea; Acrasida; Naegleriidae. Bases 1 to 1545 code for a protein of 514 amino acids. The transcript has a single exon.